This is a messenger RNA of Hydractinia symbiolongicarpus, 1878 nucleotides long. RefSeq names its product serine/threonine-protein kinase NIM1-like. Gene Ontology annotation, cellular component: cytoplasm. Gene Ontology annotation, molecular function: ATP binding; protein serine/threonine kinase activity; tau-protein kinase activity. The record is from RefSeq and is a predicted model, not a curated record. NCBI's taxonomy places the organism in Eukaryota, Metazoa, Cnidaria, Hydrozoa, Anthoathecata, Hydractiniidae. Gene Ontology annotation, biological process: microtubule cytoskeleton organization; protein phosphorylation; intracellular signal transduction. The transcript is spliced from 3 exons. Bases 79 to 1374 code for a protein of 431 amino acids.
AAUUAUCGGGUUGUCAAAACAAAGUUCAUUUGCCCAAGAUGGAGGAUAGGUUAUGGGUCAGUACUAAAAUAAGUUGCAAUGGCCGUUGAUGUUUUACCACCAAAGCGCGAUGUUGAUAAUAAUAACAAUCUCAGACAUGACCCAGUAAAGGCAUCAACAGGAGAUGAUAAUAGCAAAUGGCUGAAUCCGUAUGAAAAGCUCACUCGAGAUUUAGUUGAAGAUGAACGAUGUGUCAAAGAAUUUUCCUUGGGCAAAAGAAUUGGCUUUUACAGAUUACGUGGAGAUUUGGGAAGUGGAAAUUUCGCUAAAGUUAAAUUAGGUUUUCAUUGUUUGGCUAAAGAAAAAGUUGCAGUGAAGAUUUUAGACAAAACCAAGCUAGAUGAAAAAACCCAACGUUUGCUAUCCCGUGAAAUCUCGUCAAUGGAAAAACUUCACCAUUCCAAUGUGAUACGAAUAUUUGAAGUUUUGGAGACCUUGUCCCACAUAUAUAUAGUUAUGGAGUAUGCACCUUCUGGUGAAUUGUUUCAUAAGAUACUAAAUGAUGGGAAGUUUUCUGAAAGCUUGACAAGGAAAUAUUUUGCACAAAUUCUAUCUGCUGUUUCUCAUAUGCACGACUACAACAUCAUCCAUCGCGACAUCAAGGCUGAAAAUGUCUUCCUUUCAUCAAACGGAACUGUCAAACUGGGUGAUUUGGGUUUCAGCACAGUCAUUUCGUCACCGGACCAGCAUUUAAAUACAUUUUGUGGCAGCCCACCUUACGCUGCACCAGAAUUGUUCAAAGAUGAUUUUUACCUGGGUCGCUUCGUUGAUAUAUGGGCGCUGGGCGUUUUACUUUAUUUCAUGGUGACAGGCACCAUGCCGUUUCGUGCCGACACAGUGGGCAAGCUCAAGCGGAAAAUUCUCGACGGUACUUUCCACGUUCCGGAACACGUCACAGAGAACUGCAGAUUUUUGAUUUGUCAGAUUUUACGACCUCUUCCAACCGACCGCUUCACCGUGCAAGAAAUAAUGAGAAGUUUAUGGCUAGAAGGUGUCUGCUUCACGGAAGCGUCCAAGUCGCACAAAUCCAGACCUUGUCUUGACUGCAAAGAACUCAGUGAUGAAGAGCAGCUUGGUAUGCAACAGUUAGCUGAGUAUGGUAUUACGAACGAAAUGAUUGAGAAAUGUCCUGAAGAUUCGAGAAACAACAUCAAUGGUACUUUUCGCAUUGCUGUAUAUCAAGCAGAACGGCGCGCCAUAGAGAGACGACUAGAAAGAGAGGCUAAAAUACAAGAGGAAGUUGAGGCGAUGCGUUUAAGUAGAUCAAAAAACAAAAAGAACAGCCCGACAAAAGGUGCCGAAACACCACAAUCAAAAUUUUGCAACAUUCUUUAACUUUUUGACCGUAUAUAUUUUUAUCAAUUUCUGUGUUUGUGCCGUAUGUAUAUUUGUUUGUAUGUGUGAUGUAUAUAUUGUGCUUAUUUAAAUUUCUAAUUUAUUAUUUUCUAGUUGCUAAGCAACUAUUCGAAUCUUGAAUUCUAACAAACAGUAGCUAUUUAAACCAAUCAGGAGGUGGACAUUUUUGCAUAUUCAUUUUUUGAACACUAUGAUAAUUUUGGGAUUGCGAUUUUGUCUAAAAAAAAGUAAAUAAAAUUCCCUACUUGAUAAUUUCACUACUCCAACCUUAAAAAUCAGUGGAAAUAGUAAGAACAUGAUAUAUUUAAAAAAAGUGACACAUAUAUAAUAUAUAUAUAUGUAUAUACUAAAUCUGAUUUUAUUUGUAAAUAUUGUUUGUACAUAGCGAUUGGACAGAAGACUUAUCAACACAGCCUUGCAUAUUAAAAAUAACAUUGUAACUUUUGUACAUCACAAAAUUAACAGAACUAAAAAAGAUAGAAA